AUGUCUUCAGCUAAGAUUGAGUGUGUUUUGCGGGAGAACUGCCGCUGCGGUGAGUCUCCAGUGUGGGAGGAGGCAUCCAACUCUCUGCUCUUCGUAGAUAUUCCUGCAAAAACGGUUUGCCGGUGGGAUUCGCUCAGCAAGCAAGUGCAGCAAGUGACCGUGGAUGCCCCAGUCAGCUCUGUGGCCCUUCGCCAGUCAGGAGGCUAUGUCGCCACAGUUGGAUCAAAGUUCUGUGCUUUGAACUGGGAAGAUCAGUCAGCAGUUGUCUUGGCCACAGUAGAUAAAGACAAGAAAAACAAUCGAUUCAAUGACGGGAAGGUGGAUCCCGCUGGGAGAUACUUUGCCGGUACCAUGGCUGAGGAAACAGCUCCAGCAGUUCUGGAGCGGCACCAAGGGUCCCUGUACUCCCUCUUUCCCGACCACCAUGUGGAAAAGUACUUUGACCAGGUGGACAUCUCCAAUGGUUUGGAUUGGUCUCUGGACCACAAAAUCUUCUAUUACAUCGAUAGCCUGUCCUACUCCGUGGAUGCUUUUGACUAUGACCUGCAGACAGGGAAGAUCUCCAACCGCAGAAGUGUUUACAAGCUGGAGAAAGAAGAACAAAUCCCUGAUGGAAUGUGUAUUGAUGUUGAGGGGAAGCUCUGGGUGGCCUGUUACAAUGGAGGAAGAGUGAUCCGUUUGGAUCCUGAGACAGGGAAAAGACUCCGAACUGUGAAGUUGCCUGUUCUUAAAACAACCUCAUGCUGCUUUGGAGGGAAGGAUUACUCUGAAAUGUAUGUGACCAGUGCCCGGGAUGGGAUGGACCCCGAGGGUCUACUGCAGCAACCUGAAGCUGGUGGAAUUUUCAAGAUAACUGGCCUGGGGGUCAAAGGAAUUCCUCCCUAUCCCUAUGCAGGAUGA
This is a messenger RNA of Mesoplodon densirostris (Blainville's beaked whale), 900 nucleotides long. It is a transcript of the gene RGN, whose product is annotated as regucalcin. NCBI's taxonomy places the organism in Eukaryota, Metazoa, Chordata, Mammalia, Artiodactyla, Ziphiidae. Gene Ontology annotation, biological process: L-ascorbic acid biosynthetic process. Gene Ontology annotation, molecular function: calcium ion binding; enzyme regulator activity; gluconolactonase activity. The transcript is spliced from 6 exons. The coding region runs from base 1 to 900 and encodes 299 amino acids. The record is from RefSeq and is a predicted model, not a curated record.